Austrofundulus limnaeus is the source of this 1611-nucleotide messenger RNA. RefSeq names its product histidine rich calcium binding protein (gene hrc). The transcript has 6 exons. The record is from RefSeq and is a predicted model, not a curated record. Gene Ontology annotation, molecular function: calcium ion binding. Bases 224 to 1006 code for a protein of 260 amino acids. Lineage: Eukaryota; Metazoa; Chordata; Actinopteri; Cyprinodontiformes; Rivulidae.
CGGCUCCCUCUGCCUCAGUGAACAUGACCCUCUUCUUGCUGGCUGCAACGGUCUGGACCUGAACAAAGAAGCUGCAGCUCCAUCACCUUUAUUUCCUGUGGAUUUUAUAGGAUUAAACACUUCCAACCAAUCAUCAGUUUUGAACUUUACAUGCAAAAGACCAAACAAAAAAAAAAAAAAACGGUUGAAGUUUUCAUUUACUAUCUAAGCUGUUCAGUUUUCCAUGAUGGCUCCUGUGAGAGGCUGGGUGGUGACGCUGCUGCUGGUGCUCCUCUGCUCACUGCAGGGCUCACCCUCCGCUGAGGUGAGCGCCCAGGAUGAAGACCUCCAUGCCAAACAUGCUGACGAGAAUGAAGCUGCUGAGGAAGAUGUAGAAGAGGAGGAGGAAGAUGAAGAUGUAGAAGAAGAGGAAGCAGAAAAUGAUGAAGAGGAUGAGGAACAAGAAGCUUCUGAUUUUGAGGAGGAAGCAGAGGAUGAAGGAGCUGCUGUUGAGGAAGGGAAUGGAGUUGCGGAGGAAGAAGAGGCUGAGGCAGAAGAGGAGCCUACUGAUGAGGAGGAAGGAGAAGGGGAGAAUGAAGUUGCAGAGGAAGAGGCUGAUGAUGGUGAUGCUGAAGAAGAGGACAAUGAGGAUUCUGAAGAAGCGGAGGCCACAACAAAGGAAGAGGAGGAAGAAGAUCAUCUUGCUGGGGAUGACACUGAAGAUGAAGAGGAAGUUGACAACAAAACGGAAAACCUUGUCGACAAACACGAAGAGGGUGAAAGUGCUGACACGCAGCAGUUCCACUCAGGCUCUUUGUGUAGAGUUUGCUCCAUAUGUGAGCAUUGCUCUGAAAGCUGUGAUAAAUGUCCCUGUGAGGAGGGAGAUGAGUCGGACCACUGUGAGCACUGUGAGAGCUGCUCAUCGUGUUACAUUUGCCCCAUAUUGUGUGACACAAUUUGCACACCAGGCGGCCUUGUUGAUGAAUUAACAGGAUCCCUCUUUCAGACCGUUUCCUCUUUACUCUGAGCACAUCAGAACAUGUCAACACAUGACGCUGUUCUUAGGUCAACAACAGAACAAGGAUUGCUAUCAAUGACAAGAAAUCAUAAUUUUUAAUAAUUACUGUAUCCUCAUGAGAAAAACACAUAAGUCAGUCUUGCAGGGUUAAUUAUAUUUUUAUACAAGUUUCAUUGUAAACAGCUAAAAUAAUUAUUUUCAUGUUGUAUUGAGAAUUUUAAAUGACAAAUCAGAAAGGUUAAUGAAGUUUGCAGUGAAUGUACAAAAUGGUGUCCUCCGACUGCAAAGUCAAAGGUCACCACGUGUUAACACCGUACACACUAAUUACAGACUGAUCUGAAAAUUAAUGUGACACUUUCUUCAAAAACAUACAGGAUUGUAGAUCCGACACAAACACAAAUCAAAACUUUUAUUUAGCUGAAGGGUUCCUGAAUGCAUCUACUGACUUUUUUAUUAUAAUUUUAUUUUUUAUUUUUUUUGCUUCUCAUGUAAAAUGACAAACUGUGUUUGAGAAACUAAAGAAAACUAUCUUUAUAUUGUUGUUGGAUUUAUUCAGUGAUGGUAAGUAUAUGAGGCAGUAAUGCCAGUAAUUAAACUUUCCAUGUCCUGAAGAA